AUAACCCUUCUAACAUUCGACUUGCCUCUGGGCCGCUGACACCACUCACAAUCAGAAGCGUUCUUGCUUGCUGGAGACUCGAGCUCUAGGAUGUUGUGCGCACAUUACUGUUUAGCAAAGUAGCUUUUCUACGAGGCAUAUGUUCGCACCGAAUCUUAGUAUCAAGACAAAGUUACCGUAACGGGUAACCCACUUAAAGAACGGUUGACUUUCGUCUCCUCGAGAGUUAACAUAGACCACUUACUCCUAAAUGUCUCACGACAACCUCCCUCCCGUCACGUGCUCCCCCGCCUACUGCCACGUCACCUCGCCACCCGCCAAGCGCAUGCCCGCGUCGCGUUCGCCUCUCGUCGCCGGCGCAGAGUACCGCAGCCCGCGCCAGCCACUUUCCGCUGCAACCCGGAACAGCCGCCGCCACGAGAUGGUGCAUGGGGCGUGGCUCCCCGAAUGGGAGCUCGACAGCGGUGGCUUCCCGGCGGCGGCUGCAGCUCCGGGUGAAAGAGCAGACAGGAGGUACGGCGGGAAACGGCCCAACAGUGAGGUGUCUGAUGCAGGGAGGGCGGAAGGACCUGCGGGGAAUCACGCGGAGAGGGAGAGCAUGAGCGCAGCGGAUGGGAGUCGGAAGGUGGGGAAUUACGAAGCGAGGGAGAUGGACGAACCGGUCUCACCAGCUUGCGUGCUGGCCACGGCAGCGCGGGACGCACUAGCCAUGGCAGCGGCUGACGGCUGUUCUGGCGAUGAUGACCUCCAUGGAGCGAGCAGCGUGGGAUUGGCGGGAGAGGAAAGCGCUGGGGACGCUGCUGUGGCGGAGGGGUUUGGCGCAGGGGUGGCGGAGUCUACGGGGAAGAUUGCCGUGGCAGACGCGUGCGUUUCCCCCUCCCUACCGGCCCCUGCAGAAGUGCCUGUCCCGUCGAGGGUAGAGGCGGAACUGGAUCAACGGCAGGCGGCGCUUGGGGGCUUGCUGGCGGCGCUGCAGCAGCGGAUGAGCGCACUUAGGGCGCUGGCAGGCGGGGGAGGGAAUGGGGAGGGUGGGGUGGUAGUAUUAGGGGAUGCUAGUGGAGUGGUGGAUGGACAAGAAGAGCAGCUGCUGGCGGAGGAAGUAGAGGAGGAGGAUGGGACGGAGGAUGGGGUUGGUGUGGUGGAUGAGGAGAGGAGAGAAGGGGAGGUGAACGACGUGUGUUGCGACAGAGAAGCAGAAGUAUUGCAGCGGGCGUCAGAGGGCGUUUGCAGAGAAACAGGUGCUGCUGCUGGCAGCGUAGGGAGUACAGAGAGCUCAGCCAGUGGCAGUGUUAGAAGCGAGGGGCAUGGGGACAGCGCCAGCAGCGUGGAUUCGGAGCAUGGCACAUCGUCCAAGGACCAAGAUGAGCAGCGAAGCAAGAGUGGUGCAGCAAAUUGUACGCCAGACAGUCCCGGUGCUAGCAUAAGUGGUGUGGAAAGAAUGGGAGGAGUGCGUCAUGGGGAGGUUAAAGAUGUGUCAUUUGUAGGCAAGGAAGCUGUAGUUGGUGAGGAGGUUGGUGCAAGAUACAGGCAGCUUGAGCUUCCAUGUGUGUUGUCUGACGAUUCCGAUGACGACCACUUCUACGAUUUGCCUACGUCACCCUCCUCCCUCUUAUCCGGACCCUCCUCUCCCCACUGGCUACUGCAUUUGCAGUCAGCAUCGUCAUCAGCUUCCUCACCAGCUGCAGCAGCAACAGAACCAGUACUGGAGGCUGAUCGUUUGGGGAUUCAAGCCCUUCCUCUCUCCCAACAUCCAGCCUUGCCUCUUCAGCUUUUCUUGUGGGUCAUCUCUUGUUGCUCACGUAGACUCUGGUGAGCAUGUCAUGGGAGGCUGCAUGGAUAGCAGGUGCAUAGAUGUUAGUGUGAAACACUUUUGAUGGUGUAAAUUGAGAUGUAAUGUUGAGCAAU
This is a messenger RNA of Closterium sp. NIES-67, 1905 nucleotides long. The record is from the annotation of a GenBank genome assembly. Lineage: Eukaryota; Viridiplantae; Streptophyta; Zygnematophyceae; Desmidiales; Closteriaceae.